Messenger RNA from Corythoichthys intestinalis (scribbled pipefish), 4835 nucleotides. Its product is annotated as integrin alpha-6-like. NCBI's taxonomy places the organism in Eukaryota, Metazoa, Chordata, Actinopteri, Syngnathiformes, Syngnathidae. Gene Ontology annotation, cellular component: integrin complex; external side of plasma membrane. The transcript is spliced from 25 exons. The record is from RefSeq and is a predicted model, not a curated record. Bases 68 to 3295 code for a protein of 1075 amino acids. Gene Ontology annotation, biological process: cell adhesion mediated by integrin; integrin-mediated signaling pathway; cell-cell adhesion. Gene Ontology annotation, molecular function: integrin binding.
UGUCACUGCGUUCCUCCAGCAGCGAGGACUUAUUCUUUUCCCCCUAACUUUUUCAUAAGAGCAGAAAAUGUCAAGCGGAGUACGGCUGCUACUCGCCUUCCUGCUGGGAUGCUGCCGACUGUCGUCUGCCUUCAACCUGGACACCGAGGACGUCCUGCGCAAGAACGGAGAGCCGAACAGUCUCUUUGGCUUUUCCAUGGCCAUGCAUCGGCAGCUCCAACCUGUGGAUAAGAGAAUGCUAUUGGUGGGGGCCCCGAGAGCCAAAGGCUACAGCAGUCAAACGGCCAAAGUGACGGGCGGUCUAUACAGCUGUGACAUGAGCUCACCCGCCGCAGGCUGUGUGCGAGUCAACUUUGAUGAAGAUGAGGACACCAACAGCGAAAGCAAAGAGAACCAGUGGAUGGGAGUGACUGUCAACAGUCAGGGGCCAGGAGGCAAGAUUUUGACGUGCGCUCACCGAUACCAACGCAGGACCAACGUGAGGACCCCCAUCGAAUCCCGCGACAUCAUCGGCCGCUGCUAUGUGCUGAGCCAGGAUUUGCAAAUCGACCCUUCAUCCGAGGAGGAUGGCGGAAGCUGGCAUUUCUGCAACAACAGGCCGCGAGGUCACGAGCUGUUCGGCUCCUGCCAGCAGGGCCUCUCGGCCACAUUUGACAAGGACUACCAUUACCUCAUCUUUGGAGCUCCUGGAGCAUACAACUGGAAAGGUGUUGUACGUCUGGAACAAAAGAACUUCACACUUAUAGAGUUGGGCAUUUACGAUGACGGCCCUUUCGAGGCAGGGGAUGACAAGGAAAUGAACCCCGAACUCGUCCCCGCUCCUGCCAGCAGCUACCUCGGUUUUUCUCUGGAUUCCAGCAAAAGUCUGACCAAGAAAGGCCAGCUGACAGUAGUGGCAGGAGCGCCCAGGGCCAACCACAGCGGCGCCGUGGUGCUGCUCAAGAAAGGUCCCGAGGACACCAACAUCUUGCUGCAAGAGUACACGCUGGAAGGGGAGGGGCUGGCCUCGUCUUUCGGCUACGACUUGGCCGUGCUGGACCUCAACGGGGAUGGCUGGGAUGACAUAGUAGUGGGAGCGCCUCAGUACUUUGAGAAGGACGGCGAAAUCGGAGGAGCCACAUACGUCUUUGUAAACAAAGGCGGCAAAUGGGAUAAGGUCACCCCCACAAGAAUAGAUGGAGCUCAGGACUCCAUGUUUGGCCUGGCUGUGGAGAAUCUGGGAGACAUCAACCAGGAUGGUUACCAAGAUUUUGCAGUAGGAGCCCCUUAUGAUGAUGACAAAUCAGGAAAUGUCUACAUCUAUCAUGGAUCAGACAAAGGACUUGAAUCCACCAAAGCUGCACAGAUUUUGUCCGGCAAGCCUUCAGGAGUAACUUUGUUCGGAUACUCUUUGGCGGGCAACAUGGAUCUGGACAAGAACUCCUACCCUGACCUGGCUGUUGGUUCUCUCUCCGAUGCCGUCUUUGUCUACAGAGCCAGUCCAGUCAUUGCCAUCAAAAAGGAAGUAAGCUUCACGCCAAAGGAAAUUGACCUGACAAAGAAGAACUGCGGGAAUAACUUCUGCAUGAACGUUGAAGCUUGCUUCACCUACACUGCCAACCCAACGAGCUAUUCUCCCAGACUAACUGUGGCAUACACCAUGAAAGUUGACGCUGACCAAAGGAAGAAGAAUCUCAUCCCCAGGGCCGCCUUCACUCAGCAGUCAGGGUCUGAAAGCAGCUACGAGUCCAAAGGCACUGUCGUCCUGGACACCAAAGGAAGGAAACAGUGCAUCACACGCCAGCUGGCGAUACAGGACAAUAUUCGAGACAAACUUCGAGGUGUUCCCAUCGACGUGGACGUGGAGAUCCAGAAUGCCAAACGCAAACGUAGACAGAACUCAGAUGAAGUGCCACCCGUGCUGGACGCUAAAGAUAAAAUACCAACACGUGGAGAGGUGCAAUUUGUCAAAGAGGGCUGCGGCAGUGACAAUAUUUGCCAUAGUAACUUAAAAGUGGCGCAUCGUUACGGCUACAGGACAACCGAUGACGACACUUUCAAGCCAUUACCAUUGGAGAACGGCCUUCCGGUGAUCUCGAUGAGCAAACAGAAGGACAUUGCCUUGGAGGUCAAGGUGACCAAUCAGAACGGAGAUGACGCACACGAGGCAUCGGUGGUUGCUUCCCUGCCGCAGGCCCUCACAUACUCGACGUUCCGUGGCCCGCCUAAUGCUGUGAAUUGCAUGGCCAAUAAGAACGGCUCGAUCGCGACGUGUGAACUUGGAAAUCCAUUUAAACGGGAUUCAGAGACGACCUUCUACAUUAUUCUGGGAACAGCAGGCAUCUCGCUGAACACCACUGAGUUUGAGAUUGAUCUUCAACCUAAAACAACCAGUGAGCAGGCCACACUAGCCGCUGUUAAAGCCAAAGCAAAUGUGGCCAUCACAUUGCAGCUGACUAUAACAGGGCAAGCUCAGCCCUCACAGGUGCAAUAUUCAGGAAAGAUCAAAGAUCACAACGCCAUGAAGACGGAAAGUGACAUGGGAAUUCCCCUUACACAUCAAAUCAGAAUUAUUAACAUCGGGAGGCGCUUGAGUGACGUGGGCACGGCCUCCCUGCACAUUGAGUGGCCCAAAACCACCGAGCAGAACAAGUUGCUGCUCUACCUGACCAAAAUAAGCGCCACGGGUGUGGAUCAACUUGAGUGUACGCCCAAAGCGGAGAUCAAUCCUCUUAAAAAGGAAGUCAAGAGGAUGAAAAGAGCCACCGAAAAGUACGAGGAAAGUGAUGAAGGAAUUAUUUCGCGUUUGGUGGACAAGAGGAAAUCAAAGAUUUUGUCAUGUGACGACGGGGCCAAGUGUGUGAAGAUCAAGUGUCCCCUGCGAGGACUGGACAGUAACAUAGUCGUCACACUUCACUCGCGCCUUUGGAACAGCACGUUGUUAGCGGACUACAACAAGUUGCAUCACGUGGAGGUGAUCGUCAAGGCAGUUCUGCAUGUUGAAAGUACAAGAAAGAACAUGGUACUGCAGAAUGCAGAAACACAGAUGAGAGUGACGGCGUUCCCCGAGAGGCAUGAAGCACGAUCUGGAGGCGUUCCAUGGUGGAUCAUUUUCUUGUCUGUUCUUCUGGCCUUGCUCUUGCUGGCACUUUUGAUUUUCCUUCUCUGGAAGUGCGGCUUCUUCAAGCGGACCAAACACCAAGACGCGGUUCCCAGUUACAACGCGGUACGGAUCAAACGCGAGGACCGAGCUGACAAAAACCUGCAAAAGAAAUCCUGGGUGACAAACUGGCAUCACGACCAACAUUAUUCUUAACUCAUCAUCUGCCAUUGACAGCGCUAGACAUCCAAUCCAUUUGAAGUGGGAGGUUGACCUCCCACUUCAUAUAGAUUGGAUACUUGCGAUAAAUUUACGGUAGGAUAAUUGACGCCACGAUUGCACGGCUAUCGUCAAUGGCACUGGGAGUUUGGACUGUAAAUACCGAAACAAGAAUUUACAAAGUAGCCUUUUGGUCUGUAGGUACAAACAUUUUUUUGAACAUCAAAUUUUGGAACUUAUUUUGUACAUUUUUUUUGUGUCGGGUGGGAGGGAGAGGCUCAGAGUAUGUAUUUUUUAACUGUAUUUAUUUACCUGGGGUACUUUGUUACACGCUACGCAGACCAAAGUCAUGUAAUGCUAACUAGAGGUCGACCGAUAUCUAACAAUAUCCAAAGCCGAUUUUGUAAGCAGAUAUUUUUUUCUAAAGCAUGAAAGGCAAUUAAAAAAAAUUUUUUUUUUACAAAUUUACAAUGACCUGAGACAAAGGUUUAAUUCGGUCUAGUGCUACCAAACGAACGAACGCAGCGCUUUUUAUGAUUAUACACUUUGCAAGAACAGUACAUUUUCAAAUAAUUAACCCACCAGGACAUCACGAGGAGAUGUAAACAAGUGAGAGUGCGUUUAAGAGGAUGCUUGCCAUGCUAAAGCUAAUGCUAACGCUAAGGGUUAAAUUUAAAGUGUAAAGGCCGAUUUAUGCCUCUGCGUAGCGGUGAUGGCAGACCUAUGCUGUAGCCCGACGUGCGCGUUCAAAAUAUCCUGACUACUCGUCACGUCAACACACGCGUGAUGAAUGGCGAAGGACUGAUUGGUCCACUCAAGAAUUUUUCCGGUUCAGCACAAGAACACCGCCGUUUUCAAACAUUUGCAAACGUCUUUUGUGUUGCCUACGCUUCAACAUUUGUUGUUCAAUAGUGAUUAGCUGCAAAUACACACUUUCCAUCUCCGUUGCCAUUGUUGUCAAUGAUCAAAAUCUUUUUUUAAUCGGCUUAUUUUUUUGUUAAUCAGCGAUGUUGGGGGGAAAAGUCUGUAUAUCGGUCAACCUCUAAUGCUAACACAUGUGACGUUUUGAAUAAUUUUUUUCCCCAGUGAUGCAUCUGCCUUAAUUUCAAUGAAUCUCCACACGUUGUGGAAUGACUACAAUGUAUAAAAGUGAAAUUUGGCCAAUUCACUGUAAAGAAUAAACUGAAAUGUUGCCAUAUUGGCGUGUGUCACAAUUUCCAAACUACAAGAUGUUUAACAAAAACUUUUAUUAAGAAAACGGAUAUUUAAAAUCAUACAAUUUAAAAGUUAAAAAAAAAAAAAAAAAACAUAAGUGCUGUCAAUAAGAUUUCAGGUUCUAUCAAAAACUUUUCUGAUAGUGCUGACGCAAAUACAUGCUGGUGUGGUCAUUCUAGAGGAGCGACUCGGAUCUGGGCUUUCUGCCGAUCCGUCGAGUCCCGGCGGUUGCACCUUCGCUCUCGGAAAUCUUGUCUUUUCGUUUGGACUCCCCCCUGCGUUUUUUCUCCCUUCCUCGCUCUUCUUUUUCCUCAGUUUUCUU